Molecule: messenger RNA, 1453 nt
Organism: Cloeon dipterum
Lineage: Eukaryota; Metazoa; Arthropoda; Insecta; Ephemeroptera; Baetidae
Product: carboxypeptidase B-like
Exons: 9
Coding region: 127-1401 (424 amino acids)
Biological process (GO): proteolysis
Molecular function (GO): zinc ion binding; metallocarboxypeptidase activity
Source: RefSeq, a predicted model, not a curated record
UUACAAAUUAAUGUAUGUUUGAUGUGACACUUAUGGGUCCUCGCCUUUGACAAAUAGUUGCGCAAAAAGCACUUGUAAUUUGGACUCUCUUUCUCUCUCAGACACUGUAGCGGGAAUCACGCAAAAAUGCAAAUUUCAAGAACUGUUGUUUCUAUUCUCACCUUUUCAGUAAUUCUUACUGCCGCUUACGAGACGACUGAUUCAGCUAGGCGCUACAAAGACUUCAAAGUGAUUAAAACAAAGAUCCUGGGCGUGCACGAGUCCUCUGUGCUUUCUCAAUUGGCCUUCAAAAGUGGAUUGGACUUUUGGUCUUUGCCUCGCAACGGCAAAAAUGCGAUUCUUCUCUGCGAGCCGCAACAGGCGGAAGAAAUAUUUAAGGAGCUAUCAAGGCUAGAGUUGAGACCAGAAAUUCUUACGGAAGACGUAUCAAGAGAAAUUGCUGAAGAACGUUUCAAGAUAGACCAAAUUAACUCGGCCAAGUUGAAAGUGGCAAACUGGGAAAAUUUUAUGACUCUUGAUCAGAUCAAUCAGUACAUGGACGAAGUUGUUGCAAAUUACAGCAGCAUUGUGUCAGAGCUUGGAAUCGGUACGACGACUGAAGGAAGAACAACUCGAGUUUUACACAUUUCUACUGGACCUGGCAAGCCGGCGAUUUUUAUCAACGGAGCGAUUCACGCCAGAGAGUGGAUCGGCCCUCCUGUUGCUAUGUACGCAAUCAAUCAGUUGACCGAGUUUUAUGAUCAAAAUUCAGCAAUCCUCAACUCUGUCGACUUCUUCAUCGCACCUGUUGUUAAUCCAGAUGGAUAUGUUUUCUCGUGGGAACAAGAUCGUUUCUGGCGCAAAACUAGAAGUCUGAAUGACCUGAAUUGCUUAGGCGUGGACGCGAACAGAAAUUUUGAUUGGCAGUGGGCUCCUGACAACGACAUGUGCUCAUUAGUUUAUCCUGGCACUGCUCCUGCUUCUGAACCAGAAAUUCAAGGCCUCCAGUCAUUUCUGCAGGAACACAAUGAAAUAACUUUUUACGUUGACCUGCACAGCUUUGGACAGUCAAUGAUAUUUCCCUGGGCAAGCAGCAACGAGCAGUCACCAUUGUAUCCAGAACUGAUGCGUGUUGGAAACGAGGCUGCUGAAGCGCUGAGAACAGUGAGGGGGACAAAUUACACCGUUCAUUCUGUGACAAACGGCGGCACUAACUUUUUGUAUGGCGUGAGCGUUGACUGGGCCCAUGGCGUUUUGGGAAUUCCGCUGACUUACGCAAUUGAACUGCCCGGUGGCGGGAGCGGCGGUUUCGACAUUCCUCCAGAAGAAAUUUUACCCGUCGCCACUGAGACCUGGGAGGCUCUCAAGGUUUUUGCGCAAAAUGUGCCACCCACAACCACACAAUUGCAGUGGUUCAUAUAAUUUUUUUAAAAAAAUCGAUAUAGCUAAUCAAAAAAUAAAAGUUACUAAUUUA